Actinia tenebrosa (Australian red waratah sea anemone) is the source of this 4743-nucleotide messenger RNA. RefSeq names its product fibroblast growth factor receptor 4. The record is from RefSeq and is a predicted model, not a curated record. Gene Ontology annotation, molecular function: transmembrane receptor protein tyrosine kinase activity; protein binding; ATP binding. Gene Ontology annotation, cellular component: signaling receptor complex; plasma membrane. Lineage: Eukaryota; Metazoa; Cnidaria; Anthozoa; Actiniaria; Actiniidae. Gene Ontology annotation, biological process: cell surface receptor protein tyrosine kinase signaling pathway; protein phosphorylation; positive regulation of kinase activity.
UUCUUAUCAAACGAAUGUGUGGCACGUCCGUAAAGGAGAAGCUGAAGAAGGCCAAGAGUCACCUUCCUAUCCUCGAACCUUCAUCACAGACUAGACCCGAUCAAGGACUGCAGAUUCAUUGAUUGAUAGGACAACAUUUGACUGAUUUUAGCGGAUUUAGGCUUGUAAGUUUGUUGUACGCUGGACUCAAUUUGUGGCGCCGGGGCCAGAGUGACUGGAUCUUGGUUGGCUGGAACUCGUGAGGUGUUUUGACAAGCCCCGGGAAGAACAAUAACUCAGGUUGAGUGCACCAUUGAGAAAAUUGGCCCGGUUUCAUUCAGACAAGACAGCAAUCACUGGGUUACUAGUCACGUUUAAAAAAGAAAAACAGACUUCCAUUUAACCAUCGAAAUUGUCACGCUCUAUUCUUAAUCCAGAGGAUACAACAGAGCCAAACAAUAUCUAAAGAGAAAAAUAUCUGCAAUCACAGUGAGAAAAGGCCACAAGAACGUUCAAUUAAACGUACUUCCUGAAGGCAUCAAUCCUAUAAAUCUGAACGUUCGAUGAACUGAGGCAAACACAAUGAAGUCUAUUGGCAAUUUAYUGGCUCUCCUCUUCUGUAUUAGUCUGGCUCAAGAAGCACUUGCCGCAAAAGAUACAAAAAACGUAACGAUCACCGAAGGUCAAGAUGCAACCCUACCCUGUCAUCUACCACCAAACACGAAGAAGAUCUUCAAAAUAACAUGGUUUAAAGGGCUCGACAAAUAUCUUACGAAGAAUUUAAUAGUUGUAUCGGUGUCUAAAUACACCUCAAGAAAUGUAGAUAUAGUUGGGCAGAAUUCUCUUUUCAUCCCGGCGACUACGAGAGAUGACGCUGGGAUGUAUCAAUGCAAAGCGUUAUACGUGGGAUCCGCGAUCACAAUGGGUAGCGCCAACAUCACACUAUACGUCAAAGCGGCGCCAAAAAUCAACAGACGAAAACCAGCCAUCUUAACAUUCUACCAACCUACAAAUCCCCCUGCGAACCUCGUCAUCGACUGUCAAGCCACAGGGUAUCCGCAACCCGAAUUUUCUUGGAGCAGAUACAAACGAAAGAUGGCAAAGGAUCGCGUUAGUCAAUACCAAAACGGUAGUCUGGUUAUUGCAGAUGCACACAAGGUCGAUGGUGGUGGAUACACAUGCGUAGCAUCGAAUAGCCUGGGAACUGACAUGAAGAACUUCACAGUCAUCGUACUAGAACCACCAUCGAUUAUCGGAAAAACAAAUUACCAUUUCAAUACUGGCACCACUGCCAAAAUAAAAUGUGAAUCCCGCGGGAAUCCCGAACCAGAAUUCACAUGGUCCUGGACCGACAGUAAAAAUGUAAACAUGACUCUCAAAGAUGGCGAGGAAGACCAUCGAUACAAAGUUACUACGAGCCAUGGUAACGCCUCUAGCAUCAGCGUUUUAAGUAUCCAGAAAAUAACGACUCAGGAUUGGAUGGAAUACAAGUGUAUCGCUAAGAACAAGUAUGGCGAGGAUGAAGAGGACAUCACUUUGAAAGGAUACACCAAACCCAAAUCGCCACGUAUCCUGUCUGUUACGACGUCCUCCACUACAGCUGAAGUAAAGUGGGAAUUUUCCGACAACGGGGGAGUGGAACUAGAAUCGUUGACCCUACAGUACAAAGUGAGCAGUGAUAAACGUUGGAAGGCCAUUCAAAUAACACCUCCAGAUACUACAACGCACACUAUCACUGAUCUUCGCUCUGACACCAAUUACAACUACCGUAUCCUAGCAACCAACCAAUUAGGGAGCAGUCCGCCAAGUUCUAUUUAUAUGGCAAAAACAAAGCUAAAAGAAGCAUCCGCUCUAUUAGAAAAGAAAAGUGGGAAAGGAAUCCUGGAAGGUAUCGACACCACAGUCCUGAUCGCUGCAGUGGCUGGUGGCUUCUUGUUCCUUCUUUUCGUCAUCCUUGCCACGCUCUGCUCCAUACGACGAAUGCAGAAGGGUCACGAGACGGCAACAUCCACUCUUGGAAGACCUGAAAGCCAACAGGAGUCAACAGAGAUGACCGCAUUUCUUCCAUCUCAAACACGAGUACCAGAUGGCCCGAGCUCUAACAGCCUAGAAUCCACAGCCAAUCCUUUAUCGAACAGCCGAUGGGAGUUUCCUAGGGAUCGAGUCAGGUCCACAGUUGUGCUGGGUUCUGGUGCUUUUGGCGUGGUCAUGAAAGCUGACGCGCAAGGCAUCAAGGGAUGUGUUGGGUCACUGACCGUGGCGGUAAAGAUAGUAAAAGAAAAUGAUAGCGAUACAGCCAGAAAGGAUCUCCUUGCGGAGUUAGAUUUACUCAAACUCAUAGACCCUCAUCCUAAUGUGGUUGGAUUACUUGGGUGUUGCACACGAGGAGAUCCUUUGAUGUUAAUUGUUGAAUUCUGUGAAUACGGCGAUAUGCAAAGCUACCUUCGCCAUUGUCGUGGUAUAGAAGACAAAUAUUAUCAACAGAUAUACCAAGUUCCAGUAGAGAAGCUUUCUUCCAAAGAUCUCUUAUCCUUCUCGAUUCAAGUGGCUAGGGGCAUGGCUCAUUUAGCAAGUAUGAAGGUCGUUCAUCGUGAUCUAGCUGCUCGUAAUAUUCUGAUCGACAAUAGAAAAGUUUGCAAAGUAUCAGACUUUGGUUUUGCCAGAGAUAUUUAUGUAGAGGACCAUUACACAAGGAAAACACAGGGUGGUCGAUUCCCGAUCAAAUGGAUGGCGAUAGAAUCUCUUCUUGAUGGGGUCUCAACAACCAGCAGUGACGUCUGGUCAUACGGAGUUCUUUUGUGGGAGAUAGUAACACUUGGCGCAUCUCCGUACCCUGGUAUGAACUCUCAAGAAGUUAUCAAUUUCCUUCGUGAUGGAUAUCGAAUGGACAAACCAAAACACUGCUCACAAGAACUAUACUGUAUCAUGCUGGAUUGCUGGCAAGUUACACCUCAAGGAAGACCAAUUUUUCUAGAUAUGUCACGACAAUUAACCAAGAUGUUGGCAGAUGAACGGGAGUUCAUCAAUAUGAGGUCAUAUGAUGAUCAUCUUUACGUGAAUUUCGACUCUGCUACUUCGCAAUCUGGGCAUGGCUCGUCGUCGGGAAGCCAAGCCAAGGGUAUGCCACUGGAAUUUAGACCGCAUACGUCAUCAAGCAGAAGCUCUUAAAUGGCUUCCCAGUCAAUGAUGAACCUGCACAGGUUGUAGCUCAAUAACCAUCAAAGAGGCACAAGCUUUCCAGUAAUGAAUGCACUGACUUCAAGACUAAAGAACAAAGUUUGGCAACGAAUCCUCCGAAGAGAUUAUAGAUCUUGUUUAGUCAUUGUAGAAUAAUUGAAAUAGGUUUGUAGCAAGUGUGAUAGAGAAAGACUGGUGGAAUUAUGACGCCGAUACAAGGAACGAAUCAAGAUUCUUUACGGAUCCUUUAGAUUGUAGUAUCCAAAGACAGUACUCCCCAAUGCAUACUUUACUUCAAGACACGUAAAGGAUACUUAGAAGAUAUGGUGAUGCAAGAGAUGCUAGGCCAUGAAAGCAACCUCUUCUAUCUCAACCUCCACACCCAAAACUGGAUUUAGUUUACGCUGCUUUUAAGAUUUAUAGAAAAUUUAAAGAAAUCUAAUGCAUUUAGACGAUCGAUAUUUGAAUGUAGUAACCAAUAGCGUCCUGGUAACGUUUAGUUUGAUCAUGACAAUAGUCCUUUUCCGAAUUUGCUUAUGGUAACAAUGGUUCCAAGUCGAGGUUGGACUUAUUGCGUUCCUACAUUUACUGCCGUAUUUCAUCAAGUUCAAUUCACCAUUUUCCAUACAUUAGUUCAAACAUUACACAAAGCGCUCAAGCGAGGCGCCCAGGUACUUUCAAAGGAUUAUUCAAAUUUGAACCUUACAACCUCGACUGAAUGCUUUGUGUAAUUUGACCAGUGAACGUCUGUAUGGAAAAUGCUGAAUCUUGACUGGGAGGCAUUGUUUCGUGGUCACUUAAGCGAAUUCGAGAAAGGUCUAUUGUCAAAUCAUAGUUAAUAUUAACUAUGGUCAAAUGCACUACUACGAUAGACGUUAAAACGAUUUUGCUUACAUGCAGAUACGAACCGUUUGUGAUAAUGAAAUCUGUCAACCACAGGAAGCCCAGACUCUGAGUAGCCGUUACAAAGCAAUGUGUGUGAUAAUGUUUAUGUGCUCAUUAUAUGAAAAAUUGUGAGUGAAAAACCUUGAAACUUGCAAGAAAUAAUGUUUGUACCGUUAUAGUUUGCUAGUAGCGGUUUCGGUUUAUUUGAAUGAUUUUUUGAAUGAACACAAAAGUAGGGUUUAAAAGUGACAUAGCUGAUUUACACGGUACGGUUUUUCCUCACAACUGUCGAGCGCAACAUGCUUACGCCAAGUUUUAGCUGCCAUUUACAGUAGUAAGCAAGUUGUGUAGUCGAUUUACACGCAGCAUGUUGCGCGCGACAGUUAUGAGGAAAAAUCGUACAGUGUAUAUGAGCAAGCUUGGGCUUCCUGUGGUAAAAUAAACAAAGCCAACAGGCUUGCCAUAUUCAGUAUUUGUGUUGUAAUUUACCCCCACAGGUAUCCCAACCACACACAUAUACUAAGCCUGAUAAUAAGCCUGUGGGAUGACAAAGGGGAUGUACAUCCAUAAUGCGGUAUUCCCCUGUAUCCAUCCAUUUCUUUUGUUCACUAAAAUUUGUUGUUACUAGUUGAAUCAGCCUUUAACAGUGCUGUCUGGCCAAGUGUCACUUCUUCAAUUAAAACAUGAUUAAUUGUUAAAAAA